AAAUGUCCCUAAGUGGUGGCACUGCAGGCGGGAAAGGUGUGGACUCUAAUGCGGUGGACACUUAUGACAGCGGGGAUGAAUGGGAUAUUGGUGUUGGAAAUCUGAUUAUUGACCUCGACGCUGACUUAGAGAAGGACAAACUUGAGAUGUCUAACACCAAGGACGGCAUGGCGGCGCCACCCAGUGCAGUAGCAGCGUUGCCUGACAACAUCAGAUUUGUGAGCCCAGUGUCUGGCUCUCAAGGCAAGGAAAGCAAAUCCAAAUACAAGCGCAGUAAAAACUCCAAGGACACUAAUAGCAAAGCUUCAACUGGAGAUGGGGCAAAAAAGGAAACUCCAGGACGGACUCAAGGCGAGCCAACUGGCACCGCAACAAAUGCAGUGGUCGCAGGCAGCAAUUCGACCUCUGGGAAGAACAUUGAAAAAGGGGGCAAAACCUCCAGAGGUGUUCUGAGUGGGAAGAAGGACAAAGAAGGGGCUCCGGGCAAAAGUAAAAAGGACAAAACAGAGGGAGCUGCAGUUGUUGCAAUUGCUGCGGUGGAGAAGGAGGUAGUGUCUCAAGUUCAAGUUGCUCUGGGGAACUGUCGUAAUGCACCCUUCGAGGGCACACAAUCAACGGACUUAGUAGAAGCCAAUCAAAUUGGGAAUAUUGCUCUUGAACCUGUUGGGAUAUUACCAGCAUUAACCACAAAAACUGAGCCAGAGGAGAUUGAAAACGGUAAUGCUGAAUGCAAGGCCUUGAAGAAGGUGAAAAAUGAAAAGAUGGAAUCUCCUGUCUCAACACCAGUCCCUCCCCCGCUUCAUCUUUUGGCUGCAGUAGGCAACAGUGAGAUUGCCUCGCCAUGUGAACAGAUAAUGGUGCGCACACGUUCAGUAGCAGUGAACACAUCCGAUGUGGCCCUAUCCACGGAACCCGAGUGCUUAGGACCCUGCGAACCCGGCACAAGUGUCAAUCUCGAAGGCAUUGUGUGGCAAGAAACUGAAGAUGGGAUGUUGGUGGUAAAUGUUACUUGGAGAAACAAGACGUAUGUGGGUACACUUUUGGACUGUACACGGCAUGACUGGGCUCCACCUCGAUUUUGUGAAUCCCCUACAAGUGACCUGGAAAUGAGGAAUGGCCGUGGCCGAGGUAAACGGAUGAGGCCAAACAGCAACACUCCGAUCAACGAGAACAGUAACUCAUCAGAUAACAAAGGCGCCACCAACAACAAAACACGCGGCGCUUCUAACAGUAAGGGCCGAAGGGGCAGCCAGACACCGUCGGAGCGGCGCACUCCACCCAAUAGCAACACAGAGGAUAUUAAGGCCAGUCCCUCCUCAGCUGGAAAACGGAAGGCCAAACCUGCAUCAGACAUGGAGCCUAAUUCCAGCUCAGAGGACACCAAAGGCAACAAACGUAUGCGGACAAACUCUAACAGCGGAGGGGCGGGUCUAUCGGGUCUUCUCAUUCCUGCUAUCAAGACCGAGCCACUUGCACCCCCCCUUGAUCGGAGCUGUCCUUCACCUGUUCUCAUCGAUUGCCCUCAUCCCAACUGCAACAAGAGGUAUAAGCACAUUAAUGGUCUCAAGUACCACCAAGCCCGUGCCCACACGUAUGAUGACGUGAAGCUGGAAUUGGAUGUGGACAGUGAAUAUGGAGAAGAUUCGACACUUCACCCCGAACCUGAGAAUUGUAAUGGUGCAUCCAUCUCACAUAAGGGAUCAUUUUCUCCAGCACGCUCAGUCACGCCGAAAGGAAGGAACUUUGAUGUUCAAAGUACUUCCCCAUCACCUGGGAAGUUUUGCUCAAAGCAAAGCAAAAAGAAAAUAGCUGAAACAGAACCGGAAAUCAGUACACCAAUGGAAGGCUGUGACGAUGGGGCAUGUCUUUCGGACGAGGCCAGUAAUGAUGGCAUUGAUGAAAAAAGAGGCACGGACAAGUCCAAAAAAGCUAACACAAAGGCCGAUAAAAUGGGCCCAAGAAAUGUGAAGUCACCACGAACUGUUGCCACCGGUGCUUCGGCUACACAGCAAAUGUACUCUUUCCCUGCAGGAAACCCGAAUUCUUCCCCAGGGCUUACCCCCAUUUUGCAAGGAAUCCCCAAGAGUCCCCAAAUGAAAGGCGCACAGUCAAAAAACCCUGCCGUAGGAGAUGCUCCCUCAAGUAGCACAAAAGACAAGAAGAAGAAAGACAAGAAGAAAAAGGACGGCGGCAAGGAAGCUGACAGCCCCAAGUCAAUGGGAAAGGGGGGGAAGCUGGAGGAGAGCAAAGCAUCGUACACAGAAGUACCUGAACAAGGAAACAAGGCUGAAGGGCUUCUCAAUGGGUCCUCCGACCCUCAUCAGAGUCGACUGGCAAGCAUCAAGGCUGAGGCUGACAAGAUAUACAGUUUUACAGAUAACGCUCCGAGCCCAUCCAUAGGAGUAGCCAGUCGCAUAGAUGGCAGUGGAAUGCCACAGCCACUUACGCCUCUUCACAUGAACCAGAACGGUGCUGACAACUCAUCGGUGAAAACUCACAGCCCAGCAUACUCGGAUAUCUCCGAUGCUGGUGAGGAUGGUGAAGGCAAACUAGAGAAUGUCAAAAACAGGACAGAAGACCAGGCACUCAGAGAAAGUGUCAAAAAAGCUCUUUUUCCAAAUCCGCCACCCAACAAAGAUUCCCCAUACUAUGCUGGCUACGACACAUAUUACUCACCCAAUUACGUCAACCCCAGUCCCGGCGGACCAAAUCCAGGCACGCCUGGGACCGACGGUCAGAUGAAGAUCAAAAGGGAGGAUGACCAGGAUCAGGGUGAGGAAAAAGCCAAGGUUGAGGUUCAUGAGGAUCGCAAACCUGACAUUGCUCCUGGCCAGCAGCAACAACAACAGCAACCCUCCGUCAUUCAACAACGAUCCAAUGUGUAUAUGCAACCACUUUAUUACAAUCAGUAUGCCUACGUACCGCCAUAUGCAUAUCAUUCCGAUCAGGCAUACCACAACCAUUUAAUGAAUACCAAUCCAGCCUACAGACAGCAAUUUGAGGAGCGUCAGCGACAAAUGGCAGAGCAGCAUCGUGCCGCUGAGAAAAAGUCCGACAUGGCCAUGAAAGAAAGAGAAGCUUCCAUCAAGGAAGAUUGGAAACAAAAGAACCCAAUGCAGCCAAACCUCUCCAAAACGAGUCAGUCAGAGAUUGGAAAGACGACGCAGCCCACCAACAAAUCCAGGGACUCGCCCUCUGAGGUCUCUUCCAAAUCCAUGGGAAGCAUCAAGGCGGAGUCCCAGCAAGUUGAAGGUCUCAAGAUGAAGCUGACAGAAGGGGGGCACCAUGGGAAGGAGGACUCAAAGCAAGGGCCGGAUUCAAGAGCUCAGGCUGGUACGGAGCAGGCUGUGUGGUACAGACAGCAAUACCCUGAGAGUCAGAAGGCUCAAGCGGAAGUUGAACACCAGCAACAACAAUCUCGAUGGAAAGAUGAACGGGACAGAGAACGGGAGCGUGAUCGCAAAUCAAAGGAAGAAAGGUGCAGGCCUAAGGACUGUCAAAGCGGGCCUAAGGAGGACGGCAAAGAAAUGACUGACCCUCGAAUUCAUUCUGAGGAACAUCGGACCUUGAGCAAAGACGCUCGUACCAAUGCCCACUUGCAGUUUUCAUCACCACUAGUACAGCACCAAGGAUACAUGCCGUACAUGCAUGGUUACCCCUAUGGACAAGGUUAUGACCCCAACCACCCUGGUUACAGGGGCAUGCCUUCGGUCAUGAUGCAGAACUACCCAGGUUCUUACCUUCCUGGAGGUUAUCCUUUCUCUCCAUACGGCACUAAAAUAGCCGGAGCUGAAGAGGCCAACGACAAAUCCCGCAUGAGCCCUACUGUCAACAAAAUGGCUACAGACCCCAAAGCUCUAGAUAUCCUCCAUCAACACGCCAGCCAAUACAAAAGCAAAUCUCCGACAGUAGGGGACAAAUCUCUUGAUAGAGAGCGGGAGCAGGACAGAGGAGCCGGCGGAGAAAGGGAUCGCGAAAGAGAUGUCGAUCGGCCGCGCUCCUCGCCUUCUCAGCGGAUCAUGCCCUCUCACCACCACCUGGGAUACCCCCUGCUCUCAGGGCAGUAUGAUCUUUCCUACGCCACAGGCAAACCAGACCGCCACACCUCAACCCUGCAAAGAUUCAUGUGACUGGCUCACAUGAGAAAAGGAUUUCCCGGGUGUUUCCUUUAAGACAUCAGUUCAAUGGUGUUUCUGUGUGUUUAGUCGAUCUGCCCGAGUGUCGGCAGCUUGUUGACGUCUUUCUUCCCCGUCGAAAGAAUCUCAAAGCUGAUCUAAUCCAAGUUCAAAGCCAUCACUCUACUCCUUCAUGCAGGGGAAAAAAAAAUGCCUCCCCUCUGAUGAUCUAGUCUUUGCACUGUCAACAAAUACAAUGCAAAAAUGGACUAUUGGACUUUUUAAGAUUUUGUUUUGACUACAUUAUUUUUGUGUGUCGUAUACAGAAGAAUCUAGUGGAGGAUCCGGAGGGGGAGUCGGGUGACUGAUGGCAAAGGGGAGUUGAAUUAAAUUAAAGACUUGCAGAGAAAAUUUUAUUGAGAUGCGUUCAACUUUAUGUCGCUGGCGUUUUGAUGCCAUGACGCAACAAUAUAUCCUAAACUUGACAAAUGUUUGGUUCUAUUUGAUUGGGGAAAGGGGAAUAUGGCAACUGCUGCUUGCUUUCUUCAGAGACUUAGAAGCCUGAGACUGAAGUUUUCAUCCUCACCGUCACCAUUAUUUCCCACAUGUCAAAUCCUCAGUUCAUGUUUCAGGGACCGAUGUCACCGUGUUUUUGCGAAGGGACCUCAUACACCUCAACCGAGAUUAAUUAAAAAGAAACAAAACAAAACAAACAAAAAAAACGUGAUAAAUGCUUGCUUUCGUCAACUGACUAAAUUUCAAUCGCGACGGUCAUCUUUGAAUGUCUUGAAUGCCGGUGUCAACGCUGCUUCGCCUCACAGUCAAGCCACAUCAGUUAUGGCGACACUUGUCGGGGUACUCCGAGUUUACUUUGCCUCAUAAACUUUAUGUUCUGCUGUAAUAUCAACCGUCCACGGAUAAACGUAAAACGAGUCCCAGAAUUUGUGCAGGCACCUGAAUCCUCUAUCAAUAUCCGGAACCCCUCUGACGCGGAUUUGCCGUUCAAUGUGUCCAUCUAUGACUGAUAUGGCUUCACUCUUGAACACAUUCAUCUCUUUAUCAUUCUCUUUUAAAUUAUUGUUUCUUCAAGUCCAAACUUGAUAUUUUGGUUAUUUGCUAUUUGGGAUGUAACUUCUGGCACAUUGAUUUACAUACUCCUAAUUGUGAGAAGAUGAGUAAAUACUAAAUAUAUCCGCAAUGUCCUCUCAAUUCAUGUAUUUGAGUUUCACUUAAGUGGUGCUGCGGUGUAACCAAGUCACGCCCAAAACCUCAGCUUUCAAAUGUCUGUUUCUUUGAGCAGUCGGGUGGGUGGGAAGAACAUGUCUGGGAUGGAGUUGACACCAAAUAGAUGUUAUUUUUUUCUUUUGUUUUUUGCAGUCAUUUGCAUUUGUUAGCAUUGUUGCCCAGCCAGCAGCUAGCAGGUCCUACAUGUUGUUGGUCUUCGCCAGUACACCCCUCGACCAUUUAUCAAAACGGCAUCUCCUUGACGUCUGUGCUUUUUAAAGAUGACGAAUGGCUGAAUCGGGUGAAUGUGGUGGUGUUCGAUUAGUAUUUAAUCUGUAAGGGUAAUCUAGGCAGCUGUGAUGUUGUCAUUCAAGUCAGUGAGGUUUUAGUACCAGCAGACUUCAUACAUAUACAGUACAUAUAGUUUUAUCAAACAAUGGUUGUGACAAGUGCAUUUGUUUGCUCACAGAGUAGUACUUUUAUCUCGGUAGUCAGCAAUGCCCAGUGAAAAAUCGAAACUAUAUUCUAAAAGUGUAUGAAAAGCCAGAAAAGUUCAUGUUUGCUUUCAACAUAAUGGAAAGUGCUUGGCUCUUGUGUUUUGUUUCAAUGGUGCAGAGUAUAUUUAUUGGCCAGCAGUUGGUGCCUAGUUGAACAUUCUUGUGUGGAAACACAGAGACACUCACUCGUUUGUCCCUCCCUGACCCAAUUUGUGUCGUACAGACACCCCACCCCCUCACCCAGCACCCCCCUCAAAGUACCCGCAGAGGUGCUUGCAAGGAUGUUUACAGCGUCUUCUUCUGUGUAAGACAUUUAGAACCGUCUCUCUCCUCCUCCCCCACCUCCUCUCCUUUCUCUCCCUCCCUUCAGGAGUUUGUGAAAAGUGUACAUUACCAUGGUUCUUUUUUUUUUUUUUUAUACAAUACUCUGUAACUUGCCUUUGUAAAUUUGGGCUGGAAAAAUAAAUCUUUUUAUGAGACAA
This is a messenger RNA of Syngnathus typhle (broad-nosed pipefish), 6318 nucleotides long. It is a transcript of the gene znf609b, whose product is annotated as zinc finger protein 609b. Lineage: Eukaryota; Metazoa; Chordata; Actinopteri; Syngnathiformes; Syngnathidae. Bases 3 to 4130 code for a protein of 1375 amino acids. Gene Ontology annotation, cellular component: nucleus. The record is from RefSeq and is a predicted model, not a curated record. The transcript is spliced from 7 exons. Gene Ontology annotation, biological process: regulation of transcription by RNA polymerase II.